CUCUCUCCUUCCUACCCAGGAGCAGCGCGCAGAUUCCCAGCGCCUCCUCUCAGCAAGAGUCCGCUCCGACUCCAGGACGCACCAUCUUUGGAAAUACAUUUCAAAGGAAUUAAAAAGGAAAUAAAAGCAUAUAACAGCAGGGAUUUAAAAAGGACAUCACACGACAGCACCUCGGAGAGUUGUCCAGGAGAGAGGGGUCUCCCCAGAACCUGAGCCAUGAGUCGCAGCAUUGUGCGGCAGAGUAAGUUUCGCCACGUCUUUGGCCAGGCGGUCAAAGCAGAGCAGGGUUACGAUGACAUUCGGGUUUCCAAGGUGACGUGGGACAGCUCCUUCUGCGCUGUCAAUCCAAAGUUCAUGGCGGUCAUUGUUGAAUCCAGCGGUGGAGGAUCUUUCCUGGUCCUGCCUGUCUCUAAGACAGGCCGCGUGGAUAAGAACUACCCGCUGGUGAUUGGCCACUCUGGACCCGUGCUGGAUAUCGACUGGUGCCCCCAUGACGACAACAUCCUGGCCAGCGGCUCGGAGGACUGCAGCGCGAUGGUGUGGCAGAUCCCAGACCACACGCUGGUCCGGCCCCUGUCCGACCCGGUCGUGGUCCUGGAGGGACACUCAAAGCGGGUGGGCAUCGUCAGCUGGCACCCCACCGCACGCAACAUCCUCCUCACUGCCGGCAGUGAUAACCUGAUAAUCAUCUGGAACGUGGGGACGGGGGAACCCCUCAUCUCCAUGGACGACCACCCAGACCUCAUCUACAGCGUCAGCUGGAAUCGAAACGGGAGCUUGUUUUGCACCACCUCUAAGGAUCGACGUCUGCGUGUCUGUGAUCCUCGUAAGAGGGAGGUGGUAGCGGAACGGCUGGCUCCACACGAGGGCAUCCGGCCAAUGAGAGCCAUCUUCACCAGAGACGGGAAUAUCUUCACCACAGGAUUCACCCGGAUGAGCCAGAGAGAGCUGGGCCUGUGGGACCCGACAAAUUUUGAGGAGCCUAUAGCACUUUUGGAGUUGGACACAAGUAAUGGGGUGUUGUUACCAUAUUACGAUCCAGAUGCCAACAUGGUGUACCUGUCCGGAAAGGGGGACAGCAGUAUCCGGUACUUUGAGAUCACGGAGGAGCCGCCCUACGUUCACUACCUCAGCACCUUCAGCAGUAAGGAGCCCCAGAGAGGGAUGGGCUUCAUGCCCAAGAGGGGUGUGGACGUCACCAAAUGUGAGAUCGCUCGGUUAUACAAGCUGCACGAUAAGAAGUGUGAGCCUAUCACAAUGACUGUGCCCAGAAAGUCGGAUCUCUUCCAGGACGACCUGUACCCAGACACAGCGGGGCCCGAGCCCGCCAUGGAGCCGGACGAGUGGCUGGACGGCCGCGACGAAGACCCUAUCCUGGUGUCCAUGAGAGGGGGUUACAUACCGCCUAAAAGUCGAGAGCUGAAAGUAGCGAGAAAGAAUGUGCUGGACUCCAGGCCGACCACCCGGCGCAGCAUGUCCGCUCUGGACACCAACAGCCUGCCGCCUGAGUUGCUUGAGAGGUUGUUGGAGGAGAUUCAGAAUCUGAAGGCCACGGUUUUGUCUCAGGAGAAGAGAAUCUGUGACUUGGAGAAUAAGCUUUCCCAAUACACCAACGGCACGGCCUGAUGUGCCUUUUUGCACACGUAUUCUAAAGAACUGGUCUAAGUUUCACAGCCGUUAUUAUAGCUAUGCAUUUCCACUGCACUCACAAGAAACCACGCUUCUAAAUACUGUCAGAGUGCUGCCUCUUUAAAAGGUACUGCCGUGUAAGGAUAUGAAUGUGGACAAUUGUCAGCUCGUGCAUAUCACACCCAGAUGCCUUGUGAUUAAUUCUACAGAAAAAUCUAUGCCCAAUGUUCAAUUCAUGUCCCUUUAAUGCUAUGGCAAUAUAUUCUAGUGUAGUCACACAUUUGUAGUUAUUUUAAAGGCUUGAGGCAGGAGCUGUGGAGCUUCAGGCUGUCAUUUCAAGGGAUAUAUGCAAGUAAGAUUAAAGGUCUGAACACAUUAAAAACUGUUUUUACAGUUUUUAAGAGGGGGAAGCGACAUUUAGAAAAAGGAAUGUAAGUGAAAGAAAAGAAAAACACCAAAUGUCCCCAAAUAUCACCACGGAAAAGCGUGUACACAUGUUUUGGCGGGUUGCUGCCUCUCUUUCCUCCUCAGAUGACCACAGUAUUAAGGCGAUUCUCUCUGAAAAACUCUCAAAAUGUAUAUAGUGAUGAAGGAAACAGAUGGAAAAUGAGAAAAUUAUUAGGUUUUCUUUUAAAAAAAGGGAAAAAGUUUAGACACAGUAUAAAAAGAAUAAAAAAAUGUGUUUUUUAAAA
Molecule: messenger RNA, 2321 nt
Organism: Cololabis saira (Pacific saury)
Lineage: Eukaryota; Metazoa; Chordata; Actinopteri; Beloniformes; Belonidae
Gene: coro6
Product: coronin 6
Exons: 11
Coding region: 217-1626 (469 amino acids)
Biological process (GO): cell migration; actin filament organization
Molecular function (GO): actin filament binding
Source: RefSeq, a predicted model, not a curated record